AUGAACCAUUUAGAUGGCUUUCACAUUAUGAUAGUUUUGAAAUGCUUUUCUUCUUUCCAAGACUUCAUAUCUCUUGAAUUAGUAUGUAAGAAAUACGCUUCAACUAUGUCUAAGUUUCAUUACAACCCAAUUUUUCUUACCCAAAGUAAACUGAUUUUUUUCGAAAAUUUAGAGACUUUAAUUCUAUGGCCACAAAACAAUUUUUUGGCUUUUAAACACUUGACACCAUACUUUUACAGAGUUGACUACAAAACUGCUAUGAACAUGCUCGACAUGUAUUCCGAAAACAAAUUCCAAUCAAUUAAAAAUACUCGUGUUCGAAUGCACUCGAUUAUUUUCAAAAAUGUUGUGUACACACAAAAAGACAAAAUUGCUUUCAACAGUCAUUUGUCUGAUUUGGUCACCAAAAUCGAUGAAAAGUGCUUUUUUAAUGAACAAGAAAUGAAAUCCAUAAAUAUACCAACUACAGUCACUUGUAUUGAUAACGAAUCGUUCUUUCAAUGUACUUCUCUAACAUCUUUUAUAUUUCCAUUGUCACUGAGACGAAUAUGUGAUAAAUCUUUUGCUGAAUGUCGAUCAUUAGUCGAGGUGGUCUUCCCAAGUCGACUCACCUCUAUCGGGUCACUAUGUUUUUAUGGGUGUUAUUCUCUCGCCUUUGUGAAGUUCUGA
Molecule: messenger RNA, 669 nt
Organism: Entamoeba invadens IP1
Lineage: Eukaryota; Evosea; Mastigamoebida; Endamoebidae
Exons: 2
Coding region: 1-669 (222 amino acids)
Source: RefSeq, a predicted model, not a curated record